AGUAACAGAUGAACGUGCCAACAGAAAAUUAAAUGGAUAUACUUAACAGAAUGAUUAAAAAUGGUGUGCAAAUUGGUCGAGAUAUCGUCAGACCGAACUACCGCGUCGUAGUUCUGGGGUCAGCAAGCGUGGGAAAAUCGUCCAUAAUUAGCAAGUUUAUGCACGACAGAUUCUUAGAAAGUCACAAAGAAACUAUCGAGGAGUUACACAGACAUGUGAUGUGGUUCGACAAUGUUUCUGUUGAAAUUGAUAUUCUUGACACGUCGGGCUCAUAUCAAUUCCCCGCAAUGCGCAAACUUGCCAUAGCGACCGGCGACGCUUUUAUUCUCGUGUAUUCAGUUGACAACACGUCAAGUUUUGAGACUGUGAAAAUUCUACGUGAUGAAAUUCGAGAGCAGAAAACAAAGGGAAAAUAUUCCAUCGUCGUCGUGGCGAACAAGCUCGACUUGGAGACCUUCAAAGACACGUCAUGUGCCGUGACUGAAUCAAUUGUUUGUAUGGAUUGGGAGGAGAAAUUUGUCCUUACGUCCGCAAAAACGGGCGAAAACGUUCACGAAGUCUUCCAGGCUUUAGAGAAGAAAAUCAGAGAGCGAAUAAAACUGGAAGAAAAACGGAUGAAUUUCAUCCGACGGAUAUCAAUGCCUGUCAUGCGUAUGGCGAAGUCCGAGAAAUCCACGGUCGGGCUGAUAAAAACUAAAAGCAGAACACAUUCAAUGGAUUCAUAGACGAAUUGUUUUUUGCUCUUGAUUAAAACUAUGUUGACAGUUACCGAAACUUAAUGGUAAGUGUGGUUGAUUGAUAUGCUCAUGCGCCGAGCCAUUUCAAUGCAUUGAGACCAUGACGUUUUACUGUUGCAUUAAACCGUUAGGCACACCAGGACCGUUGUUGCACGUUUUGAUCAGAUAAUGUAUUUAGUAUGCUUUAUAUAAUAUGAAUAUAGAAGAAUAUUGUGUUGCAGCAACAUGAUACUGAUUUUGGAAAUAGUUCUAAACGAUGAUCAUUAUAAAAUUAGACUCUGAUGAAACUUAAUUGCAUACAUUGAUGUAUUGUUUUCAUUUCAUGCUGGAUAAGAGUUUUGUCUCUUCUCACAUUUGACGGAUGUGGCCAUUAGAUAUUGGGGUUGUCGUAGUUUGAUGUUAUCAACAUGCUGACGGCAUGAUAAACAAUGUAUACUUCUUUGCCUUUAGAUAUGGCCUUACCGGUUAUUUGGUGUUCCGAUGUUUGCUGAGUAACCAGACUUUUGUGCAACUUAUUUGUUACGUAAUACACCUACUUUAUAGAUAUUCCUCGCUUGCAUGACGUUACCCUUUACAUUAGAACAAUAAUAAUUGUAUAUGUCCAUAGGUUGCAUAAUCUCAUUUGUAUUUAGAUGUAUAUACGAGAAGUGCUCGCUCCUGCAAGUACAUACAAGAUUUAAUUAAACAUAAGUGUAUGCAUUUGAUUGUCAAAUAGUAAUUAUUUGAUAUUCAUUUAAAAUUAUCGUUAUACAUUUCUUUGCAUUUCUCAUCAAAGCAAGUGUUUUGUUGCAUUGCGUGUUUUGUCGAGGUUGUUUACUUUUCUGUAUGUAUAUAUUUUUCUUACAUAUAAUCGCACUAUUUUAUUGUAAAUGAGUUUAAGUUCAAUACAUUUUACGGUUUCAAAAUUUCAUCUUUAAAAAGUGUUGAUGAUAUUUGAGAAUCAUAUAUGUUCAUAAAGAUACAAUUGUAUAUGUGUACGAAACCAUUUGAAACUCUCCGACCUGAAUGUAAUGUUGUACGAGUUUCGUUUUGCUUGGAUUUGAAAUGCCUCCAGUUUGAAUUAACGCAAUCGUCUGAGGAUUUUUAAGCGUAUAGUUAAUGAGAGAAUGGUGUCAUAUCCAGCCCAUUAUAAAGCGUGAGGUGUUGACAAUAUAAACCGAUCUUACAUUAUUAAAAUUGCUAUGAUGGUGUGUCUUGUGC
Molecule: messenger RNA, 1937 nt
Organism: Dreissena polymorpha
Lineage: Eukaryota; Metazoa; Mollusca; Bivalvia; Myida; Dreissenidae
Product: ras-related protein Rap-2a-like
Exons: 2
Coding region: 33-725 (230 amino acids)
Molecular function (GO): GTPase activity; GTP binding
Source: RefSeq, a predicted model, not a curated record